AUGAAUUCAGGAGCAGCUGGUACCGCAGCUUUUACUAUUAUUGCUUUCUUUUUAUUAAUUCCGCCACUUUCAUGGCACGCCAAGUCAAGAAACAUCCCAGCAAUUCUUUUGGUAACAUGGUUGAUGUUGGUCAACUUGAUUGGGUUCAUCAAUACGAUGAUAUGGAGUGGUGAUGAUUUUGAUACUGUUUACGACGGUCAGGGUUGGUGUGAUGUUACAACAAAGAUUGAAGCAGCUUCAUCGCUUGGAAAACUAUGUGCCAUUGCAUGCCUUUCAAUGAACUUGUACUUUAUUUUGUGUGCUAAAAACCCUAGUUUCAUUGAUAACAAGAACUGGAAGAAGGUUUGGAUCGACUUGACCAUUUGCCUUCUUACUCCUGUGUUGAUUAUGAUUUUCAUCUACAUUACACAAGCAAGACGGUACGCUAUUGUUCGAUACCAGGGGUGCAUCACAGUUUUCUCGUCAACAAAUGCAACCAUUGGUUUAUAUCUUGUUUGGCCGUUAAUCUGGAGUUUUGUUGCUUUGUUCUUUGCUACGUUGACAUUGUACAAAUACUUUCAAAAGAGGAAAGACGUCAAGGAUAUCCUCAAAUGUACCAACUCGGGCUUGAAUUUGAAGAGGUUUGCUAGGCUUUUAAUUUUUAGCAUCUUGAUUGUGUUUGUCAUGACCCCACUUUCUAUUUACUACUUUGCUCAGAAAGUGUCCUUCACACAAUACCCCUUCCAUUGGGAAGAGGUACACAGUCCAGAAUGGGGUGAUAUUUACUUCGCUGAUUUUGGCUUCUUUUCAGUUAUCGAUAGAUUGGUCAAUUCGUCCAUUUCUAUUGUUGCAUUCCUUUUGUUUGGUUUGGGAACUGAUGCAUUGAAGAUGUAUAGAUCUUUUCUCAGAAUGUCUCCUAAGGAAUCUGGUGAACCGUUAUCAAAAGAAACCACUUAUAUACAUAACGGUACUCCAACAAAGCUUAUAUCCAACAAAUCACAAUUCAGUGAACGCACAAAUUACAGUCAACCCACCGUAUUGGAUGAAUUUGGUGGUGCAAUGCAAGAAUUAGGAAUAGUUAAAGAAGGCUCGGCAGACUUGGAAUCAGGUAAGUCAGGUAGAGCGAUGAAGCAAAACUCAUCUAAGAAACCGGACAGUGUCGGUGUUCCCGAAAUUGAGGAUUCUAGUCUAAAUGGAGAUUUCUUAUACAAAUAUGAAGUUAAGCAGAAAAAGUAA
This is a messenger RNA of Lodderomyces margitis, 1215 nucleotides long. It is a transcript of the gene STE3, whose product is annotated as Ste3p. The record is from RefSeq and is a predicted model, not a curated record. Lineage: Eukaryota; Fungi; Ascomycota; Pichiomycetes; Serinales; Debaryomycetaceae. Gene Ontology annotation, molecular function: mating-type factor pheromone receptor activity. Gene Ontology annotation, biological process: G protein-coupled receptor signaling pathway. Gene Ontology annotation, cellular component: membrane. The transcript has a single exon. The coding region runs from base 1 to 1215 and encodes 404 amino acids.